Molecule: messenger RNA, 3044 nt
Organism: Schizophyllum commune H4-8
Lineage: Eukaryota; Fungi; Basidiomycota; Agaricomycetes; Agaricales; Schizophyllaceae
Product: ras GEF
Exons: 4
Coding region: 408-2744 (778 amino acids)
Biological process (GO): Ras protein signal transduction; positive regulation of GTPase activity
Cellular component (GO): plasma membrane
Molecular function (GO): guanyl-nucleotide exchange factor activity; protein binding
Source: RefSeq, a predicted model, not a curated record
CUUGUAUGCGCGCGUUCGCCUGAUCGUUCACCUUCUAGUUCUGCCCGCGGUCCCGCCGCGCCCGCACCGCAGAGCCGCCGAAGCUUUCUCCAUCACCGCGUGCUCAGGACACGCUGGACGACGUCGUAGGCCUCCCGUGCGUGCCUGGCAGCAGCGACGCGCGGCAACGAGCUGUCGCGCAGAACGGGGGUGCGCGACGGUCGUGACGGCGAGGACAGCGGUCUCGGCGCGCGAUGGGGGGCGCGGCGGGUCGGAACCGGGAUGGGGACGGUCACGGUCCAAACGAUCUUUGAAAUAGGCAUGGGAGCAUGCUCGCUUGAUGCGAAGAUCAAUGGGCAUCAAGAGCUUGAUUUAUGCUGGCGCCCGUUCCCCUCGUCGCGCACCCACGCUUCUUGCUUCCCCCCACGAUGAGGCGACCCCAGUUCAGCGGUCUGCGCGUCGACGUGCAUCCCUUCGCUAUCGGAGCCGCGACCACGUCUCCCCCUACGUCCGCUACCUCCUCGUCCUCCAGCGGCGAGCUCUCCCAUCCUUCACGCCCUACGUCAACUGCCCCGAGCACGCCCCCCGCACCCGCGAUCGACCUCGACGUCCUCUGCCUCUACGACUUUGCCUCCGAUGACCCCGAUCACCUGUCCUUCCGCAAGAACGAGAUCCUCUCCAUCGUCAAACAGCUCGACACCGGCUGGUGGGCUGCUGUGCGCGCCGAUAGCGAUGCGAGCAAGGUCGGCUGGAUCCCCGCCUCGUAUGUCGCGCCCCUCUCGCGUCAGAUGUCCCACCGCCUACGCGCCGUCCGUGCCGAGAUUCGUGUGUAUGAAUACGAAGCCGAGCGCUUGUACGACUCCGCUCCCAUCCAGCGGAACGAGGUCUUCUACGAGCCUUCUCCGCCGCCGAGUCGUCCGGCUUCUUGCAUGGGUGCUCGCCAGCGGAACCUCUCCUCGCCCGACAUCUGCACCAGCGUGCGUCCCAUGGACAUGCAAUCUCCCUCAACACCCGUCGCGCAGCCUAGCCCUCUCAGCUCCGUGCAAGAACCUGUGGCCGCGUGCACUCCAUUGCGCCGCUCCGAGUCCACUCCCACCCAACGAGUUCGUCGCUCAGACGUAGGCAGCCUUUCGCGAAUAAACAAGCUCGUGAGCGAGGGCACCCCCGCCUCCGCAACCGUGCGCUCUCGCUCGCACUCCAAGAUCAAGCAGAUAACCGGCUCCGAAGAGGCCUGCUUGACCUACCGCGCCCAGGCAGACACGCCCGCGUAUCUCCGGCCUCGAUACGCGGACGAAAUCAGGUUGGAGCCUGACGGCUCUGUUCGCUGUGGCACGCUGCGCGCCCUCGUCGAGCGCCUGACGUUCGACACGCAGACGCGGGACCCGAUAAAGCUUGAGCAAGAGCGGCGGUUCCGCACCGUUUUCUUCACUACAUUCCGGACCUUUACGACAGCAGAUGAUUUAUUCCGCAUGCUAGCGGCCAGGUAUUAUAUGGAGCCACCCGUCGAGUACGCAACGCACGCGGCGGCCAUCCACGAUUGGACGCAGAAGCUACUGCUCCCGACCCAAGGGCGCGUCCUCACCGUGCUCACGAUCUGGCUGGAGGAGCACCGCUUACUCGAAGAGGAGCCUCACAUCGCGGGCCGCCUUACAGACCUGCUGUCAACUAUCACCACCCAACCACACGUAUGGACGGCCAGGCUCAUGCUGCAGAGCCUGGAGCGGCUCACAUUCGCCCGGCCGCCGACCCGGGCCACAGCUCCCCCGCAGCGGUGGCGACGGAAGAGCCGGGACCACCGCGGCGACCUGCUCCGCCUCGAGCCGGCAGACGUCGCCGCGCAGCUGGCCGCGCACGAAUACGAGCUGUACUCGCGCGUGACGCCGGAUGCCUGCUUCACAUUCGCGCGAGGCAAGCCCGCGCCGGAGCUCAGCGCGUUCUGCGCGACGCAUGACGCCGUCGCGGCCCUUGUGAAGCGGAGCACGCUCGCAUGCGAUAUUGCCGCGCGCCGUGCGAACGCUAUUGACUUCUGGAUCAAGGUCGCCGAGAAGAGCCGUGGGCUGCACAACCUGUCCGCGCUGAGCGCGAUUGCGAGCGCGCUCUCGAGCGUCGUGAUCGCUCGCUUGUCGGAGACCUGGUCGCGGGUGACCCGACGCGCGCAACUGGACCAACUGUUACGACUCAAUGAUCCUGCCGGACGCUUCGCGGCAUACCGCGCCCUUGCGGCAGACGCUGCUGCGAAUAACGUCCCAUGCGUCCCCUUCGCGGGAACUCACCUAACGGAACUCGUCCACAUCGCCGACGCGUACUCGGACGGCGCCGACUGCGAUGCCGACACCGCGCCCGCGCUGCCCAAGAGCCCCUCGCCGGGCAGCCCCAAGCCUGCCACGCCAACUUCCACCAUCGCCGCCCCGCCCAGCCCCCGCUCUUCACCCUCCUCUUCCCCACCCGCUACGCAGGGAGCGGCCGUCCACGAGGCCGCGGACGCGACGCGGCGCAUCUGCUUUCUGCAGCGCGCGCGUUGGCACGACGUCGUGCGCGUGCUGCUCGUGCAUCAGCGGUCGGGGUACGAGGUUGCGGAGGACGAGGCGGUGCGGACGUUACUGCUGCAGCGCCUAAGAGAGGCGGGCGAGAUGGGCGCGGACGCGCCGUGGUUCUGGGAGCGGAGCCAGGAGCUACAGCAGGGGAAGGAUGGGAGGGAGGAGCCGUUCGCGCGCCUAUCGAGCGGGACGAGAUCUGCGGAGGUCCGUCCCUGCGUUGGCGCUUAGUCGACGAUAUGGGCGGCGCCUAGCGGUGGCAGGUGCACGACCUGCGGGAUUUGGGUGUGCGCUUGUCUCUCGAUAUCGAUACUACAGCAGACUCCUCGAAACCACAUCUCUACACCAUUAUUUACGACACGGGACGAUCUGGACGGCAUUUACUGACUUGUUUUAUACCUAACGCAUAUUGACGCUGUACGAUGCGCUGUACAUACCAUGUACUGACGAUAUGGAGGUAGUAUACGUUGUUGUACGCAGCCCUGAGACGAGGAGGAGUAGUAGAAUGAAACGAACAUUUGUAUGCUGACG